Molecule: messenger RNA, 2445 nt
Organism: Solanum tuberosum (potato)
Lineage: Eukaryota; Viridiplantae; Streptophyta; Magnoliopsida; Solanales; Solanaceae
Product: probable methyltransferase PMT20
Exons: 8
Coding region: 175-1968 (597 amino acids)
Cellular component (GO): trans-Golgi network; cytoplasm; endosome
Molecular function (GO): methyltransferase activity
Source: RefSeq, a predicted model, not a curated record
UAUCUAUAUAUCUCUUCCUUUACUUUUUAUCUUUCUUCCUACAUCUGGGGUUGAUUAAAAAUUGAGUCUUGAAAACAAGAUUCUGGCCCAGAAAGUGAGGGGAAAUUUUGGGUCUUUCAAGAUUUUUCUUGAACAUACAAGGUAGCUGAUAACUGAUAAGGAGGAUCAGGAAACAUGAAGCACAAAGAUGGAAAACCACAUCAAUCGGAUAAAAGUUCAUGGAAAGUCCCAGUGGCAUUAACAGUUGUGGUGCUGUGUGGGCUUUCUUUCUACCUUGGAGGUAUUUUUUGCUCUGAAAGGGAGAGAUAUGUAGCUGAGGCUGUUAACAAGGCUGUUAACACUCCCACGGGAACUGCUACUGUACCUGGCCAGAUCAAAGCCGUUUCGUUUCCUGAAUGCAGUGCUGAGUAUCAGGACUAUACUCCAUGCACAGAUCCAAAGAGAUGGCACAAGUAUGGUCGCCAUCGUCUUGCUUUCUUGGAACGGCAUUGCCCUCCUAGUUUUGAAAGACAGGAAUGCUUGGUACCCCCACCAGAUGGCUAUAAAUCGCCUAUUAGAUGGCCAAAGAGCAAAAAUGAGUGUUGGUACAGGAAUGUUCCAUAUGAUUGGAUUAACAAACAAAAGUCCAAUCAACAUUGGCUUAAAAAAGAAGGGGAGAAGUUUCUCUUUCCUGGUGGUGGUACAAUGUUUCCUAAUGGAGUUGGUGCCUAUGUUGAUUUGAUGCAAGAUUUGAUUCCGCAAAUGAAAGAUGGGACAAUCCGAACUGCCAUUGAUACUGGAUGUGGGGUAGCAAGCUGGGGAGGUGAUUUACUGGAUCGUGGAAUUUUGACGGUCUCUCUUGCCCCAAGGGACAAUCACCAGGCUCAGGUUCAGUUUGCUCUGGAACGUGGAAUUCCUGCAAUUCUGGGCAUCAUUUCUACUCAGCGUCUUCCUUUCCCUUCAAACUCUUUUGAUAUGGCUCAUUGUUCAAGAUGCCUAAUUCCAUGGACCGAGUUCGGUGGAGUUUACCUUCUUGAGGUACAUCGCAUACUCCGACCUGGCGGUUUUUGGGUCCUCUCUGGUCCUCCAGUGAACUAUCAACGUCGUUGGAGAGGAUGGAAUACCACUAUUGAGGAGCAAAAAUCAGAUUACGAUAAGUUGCAAGAACUACUAACUUCAAUGUGCUUCAAAUUAUUCAAUAAGAAGGACGACAUUGCUGUGUGGCAGAAGUUGUCUGACAAUAGCUGCUAUAAGAAGCUUGAUAAUCCUGAAAACUAUCCAUCAAAAUGUGAUGAUGGUACUGAACCUGAUUCAGCGUGGUACACCCCUCUUCGUCCUUGUGUAGUUGUGCCAAAUCCAGCUGCUAAGAAAGUCAAGUUGGAGGCCCUCCCCAAGUGGCCAGAAAGAUUGCACGCUGCUCCUGAACGCGUUUCUGAUGUUCGUGGAGGUAAUGCGGGUUCCUUCAAGCAUGAUGAUGGUAAAUGGAAGGCUCGGGCGAAACACUACAAGAAGUUGCUCCCUGCACUUGGGACUGACAAGAUCAGAAAUGUAAUGGACAUGAACACCUUGUAUGGAGGUUUCGCUGCUGCUGUGGUCGAUGAUCCGUUGUGGGUCAUGAAUGUGGUUUCAUCUUAUGCACCGAAUACACUUUCUGUGGUCUACGAUAGGGGUCUUAUUGGAACAAUUCAUGACUGGUGUGAGGCUUUCUCAACAUACCCUCGGACAUACGAUCUUCUGCAUCUUGAUGGCCUCUUCUCUGCCGAAAGUCACAGAUGUGAAAUGAAAUAUGUUCUGCUGGAAAUGGAUCGUAUUUUACGGCCCAAUGGAUAUGCUAUAAUCCGAGAAUCCAGCUAUUUCGUAGACGCUAUAGCUACUAUGGUUAAGGGAAUGAGAUGGAGCUGUCGUAAGGAAGAAACGGAAUACGGCGUAGAGAAGGAGAAGAUAUUGAUUUGCCAGAAGAAGUUAUGGUAUUCAAAGCAAAAUUCAUGAAGAACUUUGAACAUCAUACCAUAAAACACAAUUGCUGAUAAUGGAGAGAAAAAGUUAUAUAUUUAAGAUUGGCAUCAUAGGAGAUAAGUAAGUCCACACAGCUCAUAUAUUAUAUAUAUAUUUUGUUCAACAAAUCAUUGGAAAUUGAGAUUUUGAAUUGAAGAAUCAAUAGCCAAAAAUUAACCAUAUGCUAAUAUUAUGAUGGCUUGUUCAUGCAAUUUAUUCUUUGCAAGGCCCAAAGCUUUUACUUUGUGCACCAGCUGGCCCUCGGAGAUUUCUCGAUUAUAAAAAACGGAGCGUUGUACUCUUUAGUUGUAUUCUAUUUUUAUUUUUUUGGGGAAAAACAUCACAGCUCCUUAUGUACCUAGAUAGAUUUGUUCAUUUUGAAGACUUCUUGGAUGUAAUAAUUAAAGCUCAAUUUUUGUUGUCAAAGUGCUUCUAUCUAGCUCAUUAAAAGUAGUAGUAUCUUACAAGUUA